AGAGUAGCCUACUGAUCUGCUCACAUCCACACCUCAAAAAGGUAACAGAGCAACAUCGUGGGAAAACUGUAGACACACGCUUGUGAUACAGGUCGUCGUUCAUUGACCAGCACCAUGAUAAGGCAUGAUCUGGAUAUGACCGAGGUGGUCAACCGCAAGAGACCAAAGUCUGUUCUGGAUGUGAGGUUUCUGAAUCACCAGGAGGACAUUAUUCUUCAACACAAACUGACCCUGUUAGACAUGAGGCACAGGUACACCCUCAGAGUUCUGUGUCAGGAUAGAAUCUCACUGAUGAUGGAACACAGGAAACUACUACUUCUCAAAGUCUGUGAACCUUGUGCCACUAUCAACAAAACCAUGAAAGAGAUAUCCGAAACUAAAAAGGCAAGGAUGGAUCGUGCCGUCUCUGCCUCUGACAACAGACGGUUGAAAUCCAGUAAAUCCCUUUCCAUCGACAGAGGGAAACUAGUCUCAUGUUGGCAGACAUCAAACAGUAAUGUCAUUGUAGAGAAACCUAGAAUGGUUGGGGUUGAGGCUAGAGGAACAUCAAUGCUGAGCUUGAGGAGAUCUCAGUCAGCACAGCCCAAAACUGUACACACUGCCAAUCACAGAGAGACAGAGACAGGACACUCUGCCAAGCACAGAGUGACAGAAACAGCACACUCUGCCAGGCACAGAGCGACACAAGCAAGGGCAGGGCACUCUGCCAAGCACAGAGAGACAGAGACAGGACACUCUGCCAAGCACAGAGCGACACAAGCAAGGGCAGGACACUCUGCCAAGAACAGAGAGACACAAGCAAGGGAAGGGCACUCUGCCAAACACAGAGACACAGAGGCAGGACACUCUGCCAAGCACAGAGAGACAGAGACAGGACACUCUGCCAAGCACAGAGAGACAGAGACAGGACACUCUGCCAAGCACAGAGAAACAGAGGCAGGACACUCUGUCAAGCACAGAGUGACAGAGACAGGACACUCUGCCAAACACAGAGAAACAGAGGUAGGACACUCUGCCAAACACAGAGACACAGAGGCAGGACACUCUGCCAAGCACAGAGAAACAGAGGUAGGACACUCUGCCAAGCACAGAGAAACAGAGGUAGGGGCAGGGGUGUUUUCUAUCAUGCAGCUGAGGCAAAUAUCCACUAUCGACUGUAUCUCAGAAAAGGAGCUAGCCAGCCAACAGCAACAUGCUAGAGGAGAGAAGGAGAGACUCAAACAAUGUCAGCAGGAUAUGCUAAGCCAGAAAAUAAUCAACUUUCUGAAAAAACUUGACAACACUUGUAAUGAGCAGAUAGAAACAUGACAGAGGUAUUGCUUUCACUGGUUAUACCACUUUGAGAAACCUGAUCUUCAUAUCGUGUUUCAUGUAGACUAUUUUGUUUCCUAGUAACCUUUGUGAAGUAAUUAUCCACUUUUGAAAGACUGUAAAUGCAGACCAUCAGGUUUCCUCUGUGAGGUAAAUCUCUGGUAGCUUAGUGGAAUAGUGCCACUGCUUUUAGUUAACUGAUGCAGUCAAAUAAAUCAAGACAAGACCAAUUUAGCUUCGC
This is a messenger RNA of Oncorhynchus kisutch (coho salmon), 1552 nucleotides long. Its product is annotated as transcription initiation factor TFIID subunit 1-like. NCBI's taxonomy places the organism in Eukaryota, Metazoa, Chordata, Actinopteri, Salmoniformes, Salmonidae. The record is from RefSeq and is a predicted model, not a curated record. Bases 115 to 1308 code for a protein of 397 amino acids. The transcript is spliced from 2 exons.